AUGUCUCCCCUUCCCAACCUAAAAGCCCUCCUGAACCUCCCCUCCAAAGACGGCACCCUUCCCCGCCGUCCCCUCACCCCACCCCUCCGCAAAACCCUCACCCAAACCCCCUGUCUCCUAUUCGCGCUCCCCCCCGAAAUCCGCCUCCAAAUCUACCACGAAGUAAUCUCCUCCUGGAACUGGGGCACCAAAAUCCACAUCCACCGCUCCACGCAUUUCCGGCGCGAGAAAACCGGACCGGGGUAUUUGACUGCUAUACCAUGUGUGGCCGUGGAGCGAACGCAGGAGGAGUGGGAGGCUGAACAACCGGCGCCGUCGGUUCGGACGCGGACGCGGUUGGGGUUGGAGACGUAUGGGGUGUUUCCCGAUGCGUGUUUGGAGUGCGCGAAUGGGUAUUGGAAGUUUUUGAAUCGGAGGGUGGAUAUGAGGUGGGAGAAACGGAUGGAGGUGUGUGAGGAUAAAUUGGCUAUGUUUGUUGUUUGCCGGAGGAUGUACGCGGAGACUAUUGAUUUGCUUUACACGACUUUUGCAUUUCAAGUUGAUCAUCCGGCUGCGGUUUAUGAGUUUUUCACUACAGUGCCGAUGGUGAGAUUGAAUAUGAUCAGAAAACUGCAGAUUAUCUGGUCUUGGCGACUACCAAAGUAUAUGAUGAAUCCCCCUAAGCAAACGGCGCUCGGCUGGACUGUUCGCAAGCUUCAGGGUAGGGAAAAACAGUGGCUACGCUGUUGCAAGAUCAUAAAGAACAUGCAAGGCUUACAGGAUUUACGAAUUCGGUUAUUCAAGGAUAUGGGGAAUGACCUCAAUGAAUGGCGGUUGUUGAAGCCGCUAAGUGGGAUUAAAGUGCGGGAUAACAACUGUAUUUUGGAGUUGCCUGCAGUUGAAGAUUGGAAGGAAGGAGAUGGGCUUGUUGGUGCGAAAGUUGGCGAGAAGAGCUUACCAUUUCCCAUUGAGAGAAGAGAGGUACUUGGUGAUAAUAAUUGGAGGUCUGUCCGCGGGAUCGUGGGAGUGGGAUCUUUUGAUCAAGCGAAGCUAUAUGUGCAGAUUCCGGCACAUCUUGUUGCUAUUAUUCUGGUUCCUCCUGUGGUGGCGGUGUACGUGGUCAAGAAAACUAUCAUCAAAUUUGACCAGAAAUUGGAGCAGGAUAGGAAAAGAAAAGCAAGGAUGGCUCUGUCGGGGAAGAACUAA
Messenger RNA from Glarea lozoyensis ATCC 20868, 1185 nucleotides. RefSeq lists its product as uncharacterized. NCBI's taxonomy places the organism in Eukaryota, Fungi, Ascomycota, Leotiomycetes, Helotiales, Helotiaceae. The coding region runs from base 1 to 1185 and encodes 394 amino acids. The record is from RefSeq and is a predicted model, not a curated record. The transcript has 2 exons.